This is a messenger RNA of Penicillium coprophilum, 222 nucleotides long. Its product is annotated as serine proline-rich protein. Lineage: Eukaryota; Fungi; Ascomycota; Eurotiomycetes; Eurotiales; Aspergillaceae. The transcript has a single exon. The record is from RefSeq and is a predicted model, not a curated record. The coding region runs from base 1 to 222 and encodes 73 amino acids.
AUGUCGAAGAUCUCCAAGGUUAACCAUGCGGCGGGCAUCUUUGCUGACAUCUCCGUCGAUGGUCCUAUUAUCGGUACCUUGGUCGCUAUCAUCGACCGAGCCAAGAAUCUACCCAACCGAAAGACUAUGGGCAAGCAGAAUCCCUAUGCUGCAGCACGAUUGGGCAAGGAGGCAAAAAAGACUCAGACAGACUUACGAGGAGGCCAGACUCCCCGAUGGUAA